UACAAGUGCAAGUGUUACACAAAACUAGUUUAAUAAGUACAUAUGUGUUGAAACGUGACAUUAUUUUCACUGAUUCACUGCAAUAUUCUAUUACAUAUUAAAAUGAAAUAACGUCAUUUGUAAGAAUUGAAAAUAUCAUUCGUUGAACUUGUUGUCUGUGGUACUUUAAGAUAAAAUUGCAGAAAGUCUUGUUCUGAUAUUUAGAAGUUUUCAAGCAUGCUUAAAGAACAAGCAGAUAUAUACUUGUAAAUUAUAUAAGAGGACAUAAAACUAUUCAUAGUAACAAAACUACAUUCAUAUUGUUCCGCAUCUAUUAGGAAAAUCCAAAUAAUCUAACGGAUAUGCAACAGAUAUACAAAUCAUUUUACUUUUAAUAUCUCUGAUGACGUUUCAUUUGAAAAAAGAAACUAAACAACAAAAAUAACCAACAAAAUUGUGUUGUUUUGUUUUUUUAAAUAAUAUUUAAUGUGAAGCAGUGCAGAACAAAAUGUUAUCAGAAACUCGGGAAACUUAUAAAAAUCAUUUGUGUAAGAGGAUAAAAAAAGAAUCCAUUAAAAAUCACCAAAGCUUGUUAGAGAAUGGAUGUUUGGAUGGAAUGUUUGUCACAACCGUUUUUCUUCUCGAUACGUCAGCUAGCAUGACUGGGACAGGCCUUGAGCAGAUGAAAACUGCGUUUAAGAAUAUUAUCCACGAGUUUUCUCAGCAUUCAUCAAUAACAGAAAACGUCACAGUAAUGACGUUCGGACAGGACGUAAAAGUUAUCCAGUAUUAUUCUUGUGAUCACGCAGAAGUCACAAAAUGUGUCGAUUAUUUAGAAUGCCAAGGGAAUAGUCCAUUGGAGGCUGGACUUCUGUUCUCUUUAUCAGGCAUCAAUACAGUUCCGUAUACAGCUUUGGGAUCACUCAAUGUCAGAACUAGAUUAGUUAUUAUUACUGAUGGUAAACAUACAGAUAUCGGUGCCCAACACGACGAGGAAAUAUUUGAGGCAUUAAGUUUUAACAAAACAGGUACAGAAGUUAUCGAUUUAGUAAAAGAAAUGGGAAAAUGGAACCCAAUAUUCUGUAUUCCAGUUGGAGAUGACCCAGAUAUAUGUUUUCUUGGCACAAUGAUAUUGGGAUCAGAGGGGGGUAAACUUGUUCCCUAUUACGAAGCCAGACAGCUUGGAAGAUAUUCUGUGAACAUAAAUACUGCAUCAAAUGUCCUUCAACAGUUGCCUCUUGAAGAUCUUUUGUCGCCAGGAGAUAUCAAAAUGGAAGUUUCAAAAAUAGUCGAUGUAUCAGAACAAGAUUUGAAUGAUAUUUGUGAAAUCGUUGGAAAAAGAAAUGUGUACAAAUGUGGAAGGGAUGUUAAAGAUGAAAUCGAAAAAGAAAAGGAAACUGAGUUCCAAGAAAAAUAUUUGCACAUGCCUAAAAUAGGAACACGUGUUCGCAGAGGACAAGAUUGGAAGUGGAAAAACCAAGACGGACAAGGACCCGGUACGGUUGUGGGACAUUCAAAAAGAAUUGGAUGGAUUAAUGUUGAAUGGGAUAAUGGCAUUUUACUGCCAUAUAGAUUCGGAAAUAAUGGUUUUAUCACUGCAUACGAUAUUGAGCCUUGUGAUGAACCAAGGAUACUUGAAAGCCAGCCAAUAGCUGUUGGGUGUCUUGUUCGUAGAGGUCCUGAUUGGAAAUGGAAUAACCAAGAUGGAGGAGCAGGAAAUAUUGGAACGGUUUAUAGACUUAAAACUGAAACGGAAAUUUAUGUUCGAUGGCCAAAUGGAAACAAGAGCAAUUACAGAUAUGGAUAUAAAAGCUGUUACGAUGUGGAAAUAUGUGAUCCGUUUGACCCAGCUGUAAUAGAAUCAGUGAAACGUCAAAAGAAAGGUGUAAAAUGAAUCUAAAGAAGAAAAUAAUGGUGACUACUUUUACGAAAGAAGUAUUCAAUAUAAGACUUUUUGGUGAUUAGGAUAUAUAUGAAUGACGCCUCAAUUUUUUAAAACUGAUUUUAUGGAUACUUAGUGA
This is a messenger RNA of Magallana angulata, 2000 nucleotides long. RefSeq lists its product as uncharacterized. The transcript is spliced from 14 exons. Gene Ontology annotation, biological process: protein ubiquitination. NCBI's taxonomy places the organism in Eukaryota, Metazoa, Mollusca, Bivalvia, Ostreida, Ostreidae. The record is from RefSeq and is a predicted model, not a curated record. Gene Ontology annotation, molecular function: metal ion binding; ubiquitin-protein transferase activity. Bases 488 to 1873 code for a protein of 461 amino acids. Gene Ontology annotation, cellular component: cytoplasm.